Molecule: messenger RNA, 471 nt
Organism: Colletotrichum spaethianum
Lineage: Eukaryota; Fungi; Ascomycota; Sordariomycetes; Glomerellales; Glomerellaceae
Exons: 1
Coding region: 1-471 (156 amino acids)
Source: RefSeq, a predicted model, not a curated record
AUGACGACCCUGACGAAGGUGGCCAACCCCCUCCCCGCGGCCAUAUUUCCAGGAACCCAACCCACAAAAUCGUGUUAUAUCUGGGUGGGUCCGGGUGCAGUGUCCCGCGGCGGUGCUGACGGUCCUUAUCCUGAUCCAGAUACCAUCAAACCGGCUCAACGUGUAAACACAAGCCGUUCCGAGGGUUCUGUCCUCAAGGCGGCCAAAUCUAUCGAGAAGGCGGCCACUUCUAUGUUCGUGUUGAGUACCACUCGACCUACGGUCAACAAUCAUUCUGGCGAUCGCGCUCAAUCCCGCCCUGAAUCUCAGCCUCGCGCCCCUCAAUUUCCUAAGCUCUCCCGCCAAGCCACGGUUGGUCGAAACUCCAGGUUCAGCAACAUGACUGAGGAUGAUCGCGAGAUUCUCGGCGGCGUCGAAUAUCGCGCUCUGAAGCUGCUAUUCAAGUUUGUCAUUGGUAGCGUCACCUGCUAG